This is a messenger RNA of Schistocerca nitens (vagrant locust), 5843 nucleotides long. RefSeq names its product neuralized-like protein 4. Gene Ontology annotation, molecular function: ubiquitin protein ligase activity. The record is from RefSeq and is a predicted model, not a curated record. The transcript is spliced from 34 exons. The coding region runs from base 24 to 5843 and encodes 1939 amino acids. Lineage: Eukaryota; Metazoa; Arthropoda; Insecta; Orthoptera; Acrididae.
UGUGUUGACAGAUCAGAGUAAGCAUGGCUGUAGCGUUCCAUAGCCGGUGCGGCGAUAGAGUGACGCUGAUAAAUAGUAAUAGAACAGCAGUCAGAAACUUUUCAGAGUUUAAUAACGGGUUGGUGCUGAGCAGUCAGCCUCUUGCAGACAAUCAGCUUUUUCAAGUUCGCAUUGAUAAGAAGAUAAACUCCUGGAGCGGAAGUAUCGAAAUUGGUGUAACAUGCUUGAACCCCGAGACAAUGGAAUUCCCAUCUACUGCGUCGGAGCUUCGAGGAGGAUCUUGGAUUCUAUCAGGGACUUCAGUGCUCAAAGACGGCCAGUCUAUCGUGGAGGUGUAUGGCGAAGAUUUGGAGAAGCUGUCUGAAGGUGACUGUGUCGGGGUUAUGCGUACCUCAGAGGGUGAGCUGGUGUUCUACGUGAACGAGGAGUCGCAGGGGGUGGCCGCGAGGGACGUUCCGAGCGGCGUCUACGGCUUCGUCGACAUGUACGGGAAGUGUGCGCAGGUGACAGUCAUCGAUGACGACGACGAGACCCGUGGAGACUCUGACGACAGAUCCGACUUCGAUGUCGAGCUGAGUGCGAGUUGCGGAACGUACGAGCCGGCCGACGGGCAGCAGCAGCCGGCACUGGUGACGGACCUCGUCGUCAACAUGAACGUCGCCAACACUCGGCGCGACGUCAUCGCGUUCGAAGAGGAGUCGCCACCGGCGUCCGUAGUCGCUGCGGAGGACGUGGAAGUGUCGCCCCCUCCGGACAGGUUGAGGUUCCACGAGCGCUGCGGCAGCCUGGUGCGCAUCUCCUGCGGCGGUCGCAGCGCUGAGAGGAGGCGGCCGCUCGACGAGUUCAACAACGGCGUCGUCAUGACGCACCGCCCCCUGCACGACGACGAGCUCUUCGAGAUCCGCAUCGACAGGCUGGUGGACAAGUGGUCCGGCAGCAUCGAGGUGGGCGUGACGACGCACGACCCGGCCGCCCUGGCGUUCCCCGCCACCAUGACGAACCUGCGCACGGGCACCACCAUGAUGUCCGGCAGCGGGAUCCUCACCAACGGGAAGGGAACGCGCCGCGAGUACGGCGAGUUCAACCUGGAUGAGCUGUGGGAGGGCGACCGCAUCGGCAUGGUGCGCAAGGCGAACGGCAACCUGCACUACUUCAUCAACGGGCUGGACCAGGGCGUGGCCGCCGGCAAGGUGCCAUCCCGCGUCUGGGGCGUCGUCGACCUCUACGGGAUGACUGUCAAGGUUUCCAUCGUGGACAGAGACGAGCGGGAGGAGCAGAACCUGAUCACGCGGAGGAACACGACGCAGCGGUCGCAGGCCGCGCUGCACAGCCUCAACGAUCUGCCGGAGGAGGACAACGUGGACCGGCUCAUGUUCCAUCCGAACUGCGGCACGCACGCCGCCGUCAUCAACAACCACAGGACGGCGCACAGGCCGCAUGCGAUGGACGAUUUCAACAACGGCGUCGUGCUGACGAACCGGCCACUGCGGCCGGGAGAGCUGUUCGAGGUGCGGCUCGACAAGAUGGUGACCAAGUGGGCCGGCUCCAUCGAGAUCGGCGUGACGAUGCACAGCCCCGCGGAGCUGGAGUUCCCCUCCACCAUGACCAACGUGAGGUCCGGGACGUGGAUGAUGACGGGGAACGGAGUGAUGCACAACGGGUCGACCGUCAUCCACGAGUACGGCCAGAACCUGGACCGGCUGCAGGUGGGCGACCGCGUGGGCGUGAUGCGCACGGAGGAGGGCACGCUGCACUUCUUCGUGAACGGUGUGGACCAGGGGAGUGCGGGGGCGGGCGUGCCGGAGCAGGUGUACGGCGUGAUCGACCUGUACGGGCAGGCAGUGCAGGCGACCAUCGUCGACCCUGCCCUGGAGCACAUGUGCCGCUCCGCCUCGGACACCACCUUCAGCACCACCAACCGCACCGACGCCGCCGCGGCCGGUGACGGAGACGGCACCGCCUCGUACAGUGACCUGCGCUUCCGGCACUCUCACGGCAAGAAGGCGCGGCUCUCCAACGGCGGCACGACGGCGUCGCGGCCCCGCGCGUUCGGGGAGUUCAACGACGCCAUCUUGGUGAGCAACCGCCCGCUGAGGGACGACGAGAUCUUCGAGGUGGUCGUGGAGAAGACUGUGGACUGCUGGCUCGGAUCCAUAGAAGCCGGGGUAACGUCCGUACGGCCGGACGAGCUGGAGCUACCGUGCACGAUGACGGACCUGGAGCACGGGACGUGGAUGCUGUCCGGCAGCAACGUCAUGGUGGACGGCGUCGUGCUGCGCAAGGACUACCCCUGCGACCUGGACGAGGUGGUCGUCGGCAACAGAGUGGGUAUGGCGCGGCACUCGGACGGCACGCUGCACUUCUACCUGGACGGGGUGGACCGCGGGGCGGCGUGCGGCGGCGUGCCCCCGGGCGUGUACGCCGUCAUCGACCUGUACGGCCAGUGCGCGCAGGUGUCCAUCGUGCAGCCCGAGCGGCCGGCGGGGCCCGCGGCGGGAGCCGCUCCCGGGAGGCUCGCGCUGCCCGACCGCCCCCACCAGCUGACGACGGAGACGACUCCGACGACCGUGGGCGGCGGCAACGCGAGCGAGACGCUGGGCCCGAGCAGCCAGACGGCGGUGCCCGCCGACUCCUGCCACAGGUUUGGUGGUGCCAGCGGGAAGAACGUAGUACUGCGGUCCGGCGGCACAGUCGCCACCCGACUGCGUGGCUACUCGCACGCCCUGGUGUUUUCUUCCGACCCCCUACAACCCGAUGAAACAUUCGAGAUCUGCUUGCGCGAGCUGGCCCCCCACUGGUCGGGAACCGUGCGGCUGGGUGUGACGACGCUGGUGCCCACGAUGUCUGCAUCCAGCUCCGGCUCCGGAUCUGGAUCCGGUGGUCCCGGCUGCCCACCUGUCGCUGCCCUGCCGGCGGUCAGUGCCGACACUUGGUACCUCAUACGCAACGAGGUGCAGAAGAACGGGCGCACGCUGCAGCACUGCUACUGCCCCAGCCUCGAGUGGCUGACGGUCGGCGACCGCGUGGGAGUCCGGCGCGCCGCCGACGGGGCCCUCAGCUUCUCGCUCAACGGCGAGGACGCGGGCGUCGCCGUGCCGUACGUGCCGAAGAAAGUCUACGCGGUGGUGGACCUGUACGGCAAGGCGGUGUCGGUGGCGGUGACGAGCGUGGGCGGGCGCGCGGGGGCGGUCCCCGCCUCGCCCGGCCCGGUCGGCGUGCCGCCCCUCGCCGCGCCCGAGAUGGCUUCCUCGCUGACGGACGCGGCGGGCGGCAGCGGCGGACCGGACGACAGCCUGCGCUCCAGCCGGCUGCACGACUCGCUCGAGAUCCUCCUGGACACCGCCGAGCCGGCGCAGCCCGCGGCCGACAGGGCUCCACUUGAACCGACGGGGUCGGAAGGCGACACCUGCGAAGACGUCCCGGUCGUCAGGGAAGCCGCGGCGGACGACGGCGCCGCGGAGCUGGCGGUGGGCGCCGCACCGCCGGAGGACCGCUCGGAGAGGACGAAGGGCUCCGGCGGCGUGUCGUCGUCCGACGAGGGCCAGCCGUCCUCCCGACAGGGCCAGUCGGACGCCGAGGCGGAGAGCCUGAUGUCUUUCUGGAGCGAGCGCUUCGGUCGCAACAUCGAGCUGGGGCCCGGCGGGCGGACGGCACGCCGCACGGCGUCCUACAACCGGGGGCUCGUCGUGUCGGACCGCCAGCUGCCGCGGGACCACGUCUUCCAGGUCCGCAUCGAGGCGACGGACCCGCGCUGGGUGUCGUCGCUGCUGGUCGGGGUGACGGCGGCGCUGCAGCCUCCGCCUCCGCCAUCGCCCACGUCGCCUCCCGCCGCGGGGCCGCCUCCGGGUCCCGUGCCGGGCCCUUCGUCCGCCCCCACGCCGCCGCCCCCGCCGCCUCGGCCGGCCGCACCGCAGCGCUCGACGCACUUGCCAGUCACCGCCCUCGGCCUCGGGAAGGACACGUGGGUCAUCUGCGGCGAUUUCGUGCUCAGGAACGGCAUCCCGAUCCGAGGGCAGUACGGCCCCAACUUGGACUCGCUGGGAGUGGGGGACGUGGUGGGCGUGUCGGUGGACGCGGCCGGCCGGCUGCACUUGUGGGUGAACGGAGCGGACCAGGGGGUCGCCGCUCAGGACCUGCCCGCGCACCUGCACGCCCUCGUCGACGUGUACGGCCAGUGCCAGCAGGUCCGCGUCGUCGGCGGUCCGGGCGAGAGCGCCACGCCCGACGAGGCUCCCGCCUUGCCGCUCGGCACGGAGGAGGACGACGGAGCGGAGGCGGCGGCCGCGGCCUACGUCGCGGAGGUGGACGAUGCGGAAGACCGGGACGGCCUCAGCGAGAAGGCGGACCUGGAGUGCGACGAGAAGGAGAAGGUGGAGGCACAGGCAGAGGCGAAGCGCGGGGCCGGCACUCAGCGGGAUGAGGAGCUCUUCGCGAGCGGCAGAGACCCGCCGGCGUCGCUGUCGAACGCGCGGGCCCCGGCGUCUCCGCCGCGCUCGCUGCCCGCCACCCUGUCGGACAACGACGUGGCCAACGGGCAGCUGAAACAGCAGCAACAGCAGCAGCAGCAGCUGCACGGCUCGGCGCCGGUCAUCGCGCCGACAGCCGUGGCGAAGAAGUCGGCGCCGCCGUCGCCCGUCAGCGACAACUCUGUCAGCCAGCAGCAGCAGCACGGCAAAAUCGUCACACAGGUGAGCCGCGUGCCGCUGCAGCCGGUCACCUGUGGGCACCGCUUUGCCCCGGACCGCAAAAUCGACUUCUCGCACAAUUAUUACAGUUUACUUGUGUCCGGAGGGACCGCCUCGCGGCGCGCCACGCCGGCCUCGACCCCGGGCGGCGGCGGGCUGGACAGCUGGGCGGCGGGCACGCCCCCCGCCGGCACCCCGGCCGCGUCCGCGGCCGCCCCCGCAUCCGCCAGCUGCCCAUCCUCCGGAGGCGGCCGACUCUGCGCGCCCGCGUCGGUGACCGCCCCGCCGGCCGCCCCCGCCAGGAAGUGCGACUACCACACGGUGUGCGCGCGCUUCCGCAGCUUCCUCGGCUUACCGGACGGGUUCUUCCUGCCGGGCGACGCGGGCUCCUGCUUCUGCGAGCAGUGCGUGCGCCGGCUGCGGCCGCCCUCGCCGCCACCCGGCCUCACCGUCCGCCGCAAGUCUUGCGUGGCGGCGGCGCCCGCGGCAGCGUCCGCUGCUGGUACGCCGACUGGGGCGUCCGACCCGGCCGUUCCCGCCACACCGGCAGCGGUGGGGACCGGCACUGCGGAUGCCGGCUCCGGGACGGCAGUCGCGGAUGUGGCCGCCUUGCAGUCUGCCGAGAUACUACUGCAGAUAGCUGGCUGGUGCAGGUUCCCCCUGAAGAGGCGACCGAAGCCGUCUCCCCAGGAGGGCGGCGACAGCGCGGGUGCGCCGCCGCAGCCGUGCGCGGGUUGGCACGUCGCCUUCUGGGGCGCGCGCCUCGGCGACGUGCGGCAGGUGCUGGACCGCGGUGAGCUGCUGCUGCCAGGUGAGCUGGGCCUGCAGCGGAUGCGGGACAAGUCGGACUCCGAGGGCUCGCAGCUGGUCUUCUCUCCGGACAUCCGGCACGCCGUCAGCAAGACGCUGCCCUGCCGCAAGAAGUCAGAAUUCCUGGACCCCAAGACGCGGCAGCGGUACCGCGCGUGGGCGGCGUUCCAGGUGCUGGUGCAGCCGGGGACGUACAAGGUGUCGGCUGCGCGGGCGCCGGCCCAGGCGGAGGCGGAGGAGUGGGUGACCAAGGAGCGCGGCACGACCGUGCUGUCGGCACUGCUGCUGCGGCUGCGCCCGGCCGACGACGAGGCGGCGCCCGCCACGUCGGCCGAAUGCCGCGGCUGA